AUGGGAAACGACAAGAUGCACACGCUUAGCCUCGACGUAUCCCGCGAGGCUCUGUCACCAUCGGAACGGAAAUGCCUCUCGCUACUUGAAGAUACUGGGCAAUUGAAAUUCCUCUUCCCUAGUAUAUUGAAGACUGAAUCCAAGCAUGCCAACUUAGUCGGCUUUGUGAGCUACGUAGCCGCGAACCUACGUACCCAAGGGGCAGGACAACCUGACAGCCUCGCAGACGCUUAUGCCGAAGUCGUGCACCGGUGUACCUCACAUCCGGAUUUUGGAGGCUACGGUGUCGACCAGCAUUCUACCAAGUUAUCAGCCGAACAAGAAGACGAAAUCAUCUUUCUAUGCUCAGCGUACCUUGAAGCUGUCAAAUCUGCAGCCCGAGCCCGUUCCGGCCCUGCUGUGCAAAGCUUCCGCCCAAAAGCAAGACGAGGAAUGACCAUGACGGAGAAGAUACUGGCCAUGCAUGAUGUCUCGCGUAAGGGAUUCGUGCGCCCUGGAGAUAUCAUACAGGUCGAUGUUGAUUGGGUAAUUGCGUCGGAAUUAGCCUGGAAGGGAAUGGAGGGAGUCUACGAUGCCGUUGGGAAACCUGGCAUAUUCCGUAAUGAUCGCUUCUGGCUAGCAGGGGAUCAUCGAGUUGAACCGGAAUUGUAUCAUGUUCCUCAAGUCAAGGCUCUGAUGGAUGCAAGUGAGCGGGCAAAGAAACAGUUUAAAAUGACUGAUUUCCAGGGCUUCAACUACACAAUCCUACACACCGAAUUCGUCCGCGAAAGAGCCCAACCAGGCAUGUUAGUUAUUGGUGCUGAUUCUCAUACUUGCUCUGGUGGCUCAGUCAGUUGUCUCGCAGUAGGAAUGGGAGCAACAGAUGUUAUAAUGCCAUUGGUGACAGGACAGACAUGGUUCACCGUGCCAGAAACGGUUCAUCUUCGGUUGAUUAAUGAGCCGCCAUUCGGCGUGGGCGGUAAGGAUACUAUACUAUAUAUCCUGAAGGUCUUCAAGCGAAACACUAUUGCUGCUGAUCGAGUCGUCGAGUUCUCGGGGCCAGGGUUGGCAGCAUUAUCGUGUGACGCUCGGUUUGCGAUUGCUAACAUGUGCACGGAAUUCGGUGCUGUCAGUGGGAUUUUCGCUGCGGACGAUCGCACGCUUGAUUUCGUAAAUCGAAGACGCAUCAAAAAGCACAAGAAUAAUGCCAUAUACUUCCAACCGGACAAGGACGCGACAUAUGCACAAAGUUUCGAAAUUGACCUCUCCCAAGUCGAGUCAGGCGUUGCCAUCUACCCAUCCCCUGACAAUGUAGUCCCGGUGGGCCAGGUCGCAGGGACAGCCCUCGAUGGCUGUUUCAUUGGUGCUUGCACAACCGCAGAAGAGGAUCUGAUUAUGGCUGGUAUGGUCCUCGAAGCUGGGUUAAAGAAGGGCUUGAAGCCGGUCGAGCAUGGCCGGCGGAUUGUUGUGCCAGGCUCAAAACCAAUCAGACACAAAUUAGAAAGAUUGGGGUUGAUUGAAAUAUACAAGCAAUGUGGCUUUAAGGUCGGUGUGCCUGGUUGUAGUAUGUGUGUUGGCCAGGGCGUGGACCAGGCAGCGGCGGGCGAGAAGUGGCUGUCCUCACAGAAUCGGAAUUUUAAGAAUAGAAUGGGACCUGGUUCCAUUGCGAAUUUGGCCUCUGCGGCAACAGUGGCUGCUUCUUCCUUCUCCAUGCAGAUGAGCAAUCCGCGCGAGCUACUUGACAUGAUUGACAGAAAUAAGCUUAAGGAGUAUCUUGGAUAUGAGCCAUCGGAGCAGAUAUCUCCGGUUUCUGGGAAUUCCGAAACGGACACAAGUAAACUGCUGUUUUCAGAACCAUACGGCACAGAUGAGCAUACUUCAAAUACUACAGACAGAGCUAUUCCUAAUAUCAAACCCGACACGAGUGAUGACGUCGUAUUUGCAGACGAGGGUUUAUCGACAGCAAUUCAAGGCAAAGUUCUUAAGCUUGGCGACUUUGUUGACACCGAUGCAAUAAUUCCUUCCAAAUUCCUUGCGUCGUCCAGAACAGAUGAAGAGCUUGGUUCUCACUGCAUGGAAUUUUUCAUGUCUGGAUUUCGACAAUUAGUCCGUGAUGGACACGACGUGGUCGUCGCAGGCCGGGCUUUUGGCUGCGGGUCGUCGCGCGAUGUAGCAGUCAAUGCUUUACUCGGGGCGGGAGUCAAGUGUGUAAUUGCGGAAUCAUUCUCAUUUAUCUAUUCCAGAAAUCAGCCGAACAUUGGGCUCCUGGGAAUCGUCAUCAAGGAUAAAUCAUUCUUCGAAACCGCCAGUCAAGGAGAGCAGAUAUCAAUCGAUCUGGCUACAAACACUGUAGCAUGUGGUGGGCGCAAUUGGGCCUUUCAGCUGAGCGAGAUGGAGAAAAGGCUUAUCAGCGUCGGCGGUAUGACAGAAGCAUUUCGAAAGUUUGGCAAACAGGUCUUCGAUGUCAUGUGUCAGCCUAGGAGACCUUCUUCCCAUUCGGUUGUUGCUGAUAUAGAGAGUUUGAAUGUCUAA
Molecule: messenger RNA, 2511 nt
Organism: Talaromyces proteolyticus
Lineage: Eukaryota; Fungi; Ascomycota; Eurotiomycetes; Eurotiales; Trichocomaceae
Product: mitochondrial putative aconitase
Exons: 6
Coding region: 1-2511 (836 amino acids)
Molecular function (GO): hydro-lyase activity
Source: RefSeq, a predicted model, not a curated record